AUGGUUUCCCAGAAGACGACCGCCGAAACGAAAUCUUCUCGGGUAAUUAUAAACCUGUCGCCGGGCUCGUCGACUUUGGUCAUUCUGUUCGGCUGGGCUGGAUGCCAUGACCGAUAUCUAAAGAAGUACUCUGACUACUAUGAGAAAGCAGGGUCACAUCUGCCACCGAUUCGCGUACAACAACUCCUAUUCGCACAAAUUUCGCAGGAUAUCGAGUCGGUACCAUCAACUUGCGAAGAAUUCUUCCGUGAAGUAUCGAGAAGGAAACGCGCACAACACCUCCUCCAAAUCUUAUUUCCAAUUUUGUUUUUUUCGAUGAAUGGCUGCUCGACGUUCACCACGUUCUGGGACCUGCUGGAUAAAAAACCAAACGGGGAUUCUUUCAAGCAACGUGUUCAAGGCAUUUUGUUCGAUAGUUUUUUCAAGCUCUCUCCUGCUUUCACGACUCCUUCACAGUCAGCAAAUGCCAUCUCAUUUGCAUCAAUGCCUCCAUCGAAAUAUCACGCUGUUUUUCGGGAAUCGUAUCGAGCCAUUCUCUAUGCCUACUUCUCGCUUCACCAGUGA
Molecule: messenger RNA, 564 nt
Organism: Ostertagia ostertagi
Lineage: Eukaryota; Metazoa; Nematoda; Chromadorea; Rhabditida; Trichostrongylidae
Source: the annotation of a GenBank genome assembly